GCAGAAGUGGUGAAUGUGUGCUCUUCUGCCUUCAGUUUACCCGCUGUUUGAUUGGAUUGAGACAGUGACUUUACCCAUCCCGUGUGCCAUAACGAAGAACGGGUUUCUUUUAUUUGUUUUUGACUUCAACUGACAGUAUGCACACGGAUAUAUUCGCCUUCUUUUGUCCCUGGUUUCUGGCUGUAUGAGCGGCUUGAGUGGGACUGACAGGCGGCUUUUUUGUGUGUGGCAUGUGAUACAGACAAGAGAGCGAGGCGUGUUCAUGUCUCACGGACGUUACCGGGAUAAAGAGAAGAGGAAAGAAGACGCAGAAAAGCCUUUCUUUCAUUUUCUACUGUCUGGAUGCGACUCGAUUGGAGGAUAUGACGGGGCAGCGCUGCCUGUGGAUUUUAUGGGGGUCUUGCUAGCUUGUUGAAUGGCGAACAGUUAAAAGAUUAGAUGAACAAUGACUUUUUGAGCAGAGCAUUUUCCCUGGAUACAUUAAUUUGUUUCCCCAUAGAAAACGUGCUGAUGUAUUUUGGUGAAGUGAGGGCCAACGCUGGUUUAACACAUUAAAACACGCAGGGAGGAUCAGUUCAGGCGCGGCCAGGGGAUCCAACAAUGCGGAUUACCACUUGACUGUUUGCCUUUGUGUCAUCACUGACGACUGCAUAAAGUUGAGAUAACCCUCACAAGACAAAUACCUGCUCAGUUAUCCACGCAUCUGCUGUAUUUUAUAGUCUCGGGGGAGAGAAGACAGUACGUGGAAGUGCAGUACAAACCCCACAUGUGCACAGGUUGACUGUGAGCCAGCAGACUGACUGGUAAAGGAGCAACAGGGACAACGAUGGCGAACGACUCUAUUCAAAGUGAUCCAGGUGGGCUCUCAGUUCUGGAGCAACUUGGUCUGGACCAGAACUCCGAUUUCUCUGACUCCAGUGUGCAGCAACUGCUGGACGAGCAGCGGGAAAGGAUCCGCAGAGAGAUCCGUAAAGAGCUGAAGAUCAAGGAGGGAGCUGAGAACCUGCGCAGGGCAACAACUGACAAGAGAAAUGCGCAGCAGGUGGACAAUCAGCUGCGGUCUUCUAAUCGCAGAUUAGACAGCCUUCACGCUCAGCUGCAGGAACUGGAUGCUCACAUUGUGGUGAAGGGAGGAGAGGAGAAUAAAGAUGAAUGUCCUCAGUCUCCUGGGUCUGAGAGUCGAACGUCAGCGCACAAGGAACGCAUCGCUGCCCUGGAGAGGCAGCUCAACAUCGAGCUCAAAGUCAAGCAGGGGGUAGAGAACAUGAUCCCCAUCUACUCCAAUGGAUCCACAAAGGAUAAGAAGAUGCUGCAGACGGCCCAGCAGAUGCUACAGGACAGUAAGACCAAAAUUGACAUCAUCCGCAUGCAAAUUCGCAAGGCUGUGCAGGCGACUGAGCACAAUGAUGACACACAGGGUAACCAUGACAUGUGUGGGGUGGAGCUGCGUAUUGAAGAACUGAGACAUCACUACAGGGUUGAACAUGCUGUCGCUGAAGGGGCCAAAAAUGUGCUACGGCUCCUGGGGGCCAGUAAGGUUCAAGACAAGAAAGCCUUGUCAGAGGCUCAAUCUCGUCUGAGCGAAGCAUCUCAGCACUUAGACCUGCUGAGGGACUCUUUGGACCAGCGUCUUGCAGAGUUGCCAGAGGACCAUCCCAAAGCCAACAUUAUCAAAGAGGAGCUAGUACUGGCCUCUUCUCCUGCCUUCAGCUCACGCCACGGAGCCCCCUACCUCCACAACCAGUACAGCACCCUCAACAAACCAUCACCUCUCACUGGGACCUUACAGGUGAAGCUGCUGGGCUGUGUGGGGUUGUUAGAGGCGGUUCCUGGUCGGAAUAAAGGGACUGCUGUCAUGCUUCCAUGCUACAGCCCGGGAGACACCCGGUCCUUCAUGAGAGGGAGUAAGGGACUGUACGGACGGAGCGGCUCAGUCAGUGGGAAGACUCCUAGCAAGACAGACGAGCUCUGCUCGGAGGUGAGUGCUGUGCUGAAGCUGGAUAACACAGUGGUGGGCCAGACUGCAUGGAGGACUGUGGGAGAACAGGCGUGGGAUCAGACCUUUACAGUGGAGCUGGAAAGAUCGAGGGAGAUGGAGAUUGCUGUUUACUGGAAGGACUACCGCUCACUGUGCGCUCUGAAGUACCUGAAGCUGGAGGAGUUCCUGGAUAACCAGAAACAUACAGUUCAGCUGGAGCUGGAGCCUCAGGGCCUGCUGCUGGCAGAGGUGACCUUCUUCAACCCAGUCAUAGAGAGAGUUCCUCGUCUCCAGAGGCAGAAGAAGGUGUUUUCUAAGCAGCAAGGUAAAGCUUUCUUGCGUGCUCGCCAGAUGAACGUGGAUAUUGGGACAUGGGUGAGGUUGCUUCGAAAUGCCAUUCCCACCGCCAACAACUCGGGAACCUACAGUCCUCAUGCACACAGCCUGACUCUUAACUCUGGGGAGGUCUCAGUGGAGAAGUUGAGUUUGGACAGCGACUCUCCGAUGAGGGGAGAUUACAAGAGAGACAUGGACACUCAUACCCCGGACCGACCGCCAGUCAUCGAGCCCUUCUCCCCCCCAGACAUCACCCCUGAGUGCCCUGUCCGAACCCCGUCUGUGAGCAGUAAGCAGAAGAAAGGUCCUCUGUCUCUGCAAGACUUCAGGCUCAUUGCUGUGUUGGGGAGAGGACACUUUGGGAAGGUUUUGCUGUCUGAAUACAAGAAAACUGGCACGAUGUACGCCAUCAAAGCCCUGAAGAAAGGAGACAUUAUUGCUCGUGAUGAGGUGGAGAGUUUAAUGUGCGAGAAGCGCAUCUUUGAGAUCGUGAACAUGUCACACCAUCCCUUCCUGGUCAACCUGUUUGCAUGCUUCCAGACUCCAGAGCAUGUGUGCUUUGUGAUGGAGUACACAGCAGGAGGCGACCUGAUGAUGCACAUCCACACAGACGUUUUCACAGAGCCGCGAGCAGUGUUUUAUGCAGCCUGUGUAGUUCUUGGACUUCAGUUCCUCCACGACAAUAAGAUUGUGUACAGAGACCUCAAGCUUGACAACCUGCUGCUCGACACAGAUGGUUAUGUGAAGAUUGCUGACUUUGGAUUGUGUAAAGAAGGAAUGGGCUUUGGGGACCGGACCAGCACUUUCUGUGGUACUCCAGAGUUUUUGGCCCCCGAGGUCCUGACAGAUACGUCGUACACCAGGGCAGUGGACUGGUGGGGACUGGGGGUCCUCAUCUACGAGAUGUUGGUGGGAGAGUCUCCAUUCCCAGGGGAUGAUGAAGAGGAGGUGUUUGACAGCAUAGUGAAUGAUGAAGUCCGUUACCCACGCUUCCUCUCCACUGAGGCUAUUGGCAUCAUGAGAAGGCUGUUGAGAAGAAACCCAGACAGAAGACUGGGCUCUGGUGAGAAAGAUGCAGAGGAGGUGAAGAAGCAGCCAUUUUUCAGAAAUGUGGACUGGGAGGCAUUGCUGCAAAGGAAGGUGCCCCCUCCCUUCGUCCCCUCUAUUGUUGGCAAGGAGGACGUCAGUAACUUUGAUGAAGAGUUCACCACUGAAGCACCAACGCUCACACCUCCACGGGAGCCUCGCGUACUCUCCCGCAAAGACCAGGACAGUUUCCGAGACUUCGAUUACGUCUCCGAUCUCUGCUAGCGGGGCUGUUGGGUGGUUCGCAGACCUCAAGGAAUGUUUCAUUUUGAAGGCUUCCCAGCAGUUUUGUCGCGGCGGUCCAACCGUCUCCACUCACUUUCCAUUAGUUACACUGUGAAUGAAUGCGAGGAGGCCAGCAGCUGUUGGUCUUUUUUGUGCUUCUGCAGCAUUUUAAAGACGGAAGACUGAGAAAUAAAAGCCUUGAUGGGUACCUGAUCGGGUGAAAUGUCCUAUCACAAAGGACAAACCAAGCCCUCCUUUCUCCAAUCAUUGUACAACACACCAGUGAGUUGUGUAUCUUUGCCUUUAAAACACCUCCUCCCAUCCUCUUAUGUAUCAUUGUAGUCAUGUGUAAAGCUGUGAGAGGAGGAGCUCACUCUUUCGUACUGUUGACUCUUUGAGGUUGCUGAACAGCCUCUUAUACCAAUGCCUUACAUUUGUACAUGUAUUUGAUCCACAGAAAAGCAUUUUUGUUUUUAAAUGUGUCCCUCUGAAUGCGGGAUAGAUGAUCAGAUGUACUGCAGAUAAAACUCUCCUUUAAGAGUUACAUGACAGAGUAAAAACAUAGAUAAAUGAGGGGUGAAAUACGACUGACCUACGGGUAAAGGACCACUGUCUUACUUUUAAACUACAUUUUAAAAAAUGUGCUGCUUAGAUUUUAACUUCUGCAACAGAUAUUACAAAUGAUGUGCAGAAAAGGUCAUAUUUAUUAACAGCUGAAUCUGCAAUGCUUUGUUCAAUACAACCAUGUGUUUUUUUCCUUGUAUCAGAGUAGAAUAAUGUGGGUUAUUUGAUAAAAACUGGUGUAGCUCAUAGAAGAAUCACAACCACCAGCAUAUAAAAGCUUCAUUUCAACAAGGAAGUUUAGUGUCUUGAAUUAAAAAAAAGAGAAAACAAUAAGAAGUUAAAGUUUGCUUUGUGACACAUUAAUUCAAGCUGUUUUCACAUAUGCACUCCAGAAAUUUUCUAGAAAGAGUCAGGUGGAUUGCCUCUGAAAUCCUACUGAUAUGAAUUCUUGACAACACUG
Messenger RNA from Cheilinus undulatus (humphead wrasse), 4649 nucleotides. It is a transcript of the gene pkn1a, whose product is annotated as protein kinase N1a. The coding region runs from base 827 to 3625 and encodes 932 amino acids. Gene Ontology annotation, biological process: protein phosphorylation; signal transduction. Lineage: Eukaryota; Metazoa; Chordata; Actinopteri; Labriformes; Labridae. The transcript has 23 exons. Gene Ontology annotation, molecular function: small GTPase binding; ATP binding; protein serine/threonine kinase activity. The record is from RefSeq and is a predicted model, not a curated record.